Messenger RNA from Aspergillus mulundensis, 3507 nucleotides. RefSeq names its product poly(A)-specific ribonuclease (gene pan2n2). Gene Ontology annotation, biological process: nuclear-transcribed mRNA poly(A) tail shortening; mRNA processing. Bases 1 to 3507 code for a protein of 1168 amino acids. Gene Ontology annotation, cellular component: P-body; PAN complex. Gene Ontology annotation, molecular function: poly(A)-specific ribonuclease activity; protein binding; nucleic acid binding. The record is from RefSeq and is a predicted model, not a curated record. Lineage: Eukaryota; Fungi; Ascomycota; Eurotiomycetes; Eurotiales; Aspergillaceae. The transcript is spliced from 3 exons.
AUGGAGGCAGACUGGGGCGAGCUGAUACGCAUCCCGCUACCCCCUCCGAACCCGCAUGGACUUCCGACAGUUGCGACAACAAUUGCCUUUGAUGAUGUAUCGGAACUUCUAUGGGCGGGGAAUGAAUAUGGCCGAAUUACCUCUUUCUACGGCCCCGAGCUCCAGAGAUACACUUCCGUCCGUGCCCAUCCCGUCGCCGAAGGACCGGUACGACAAAUCAUUUUCCACGAGAGAGGAGUUAUAUCACUCUCGUCGAAGAGUGUGCACAUGAUUACACGGCGUGGUCUAACACAAUGGCACAUCACCCACGAAGAGAUUACGGACCUUCGCUGUAUGAGCUUCACAGCCCAGACGAAUAAGAUUAUUGUUGCUGGAUGCCAGAAAGCAAUGUUUACCAUCGAUAUCGACAAAGGAAUUAUUGUCGAUAAAUUACGGACCGAACAAAACUAUCUGUUAUUGAAGAGAAGUCGCUACCUCUGUGCUGCGACGGAUAAUGGAUUAGUCAAUGCGCUGAGCCUGACGGACUUUAGCGUUGUAAAGUCAUGGAGUGCUCACGCAAUGGUUAGUGACAUGGAUGCCCGAGGCGAUCUUCUGGUUACCUGUGGCUUCUAUACAAGACAACCUGGGGUUCUCGUAAAUGAUCCGCUGGCGAACGUGUACGAUCUCAAAACGCUAUCACCCCUACCUCCUAUUCCUUUCCAUGCCGGAGCUGCGUAUGUCCGUAUGCAUCCCAAAUUACAGACAACAAGUUUUGUUGCCUCCCAAACUGGGCAGUUUCAGGUCGUGGACUUGAUGAACCCGAAUGCGUUCAAGAUCGAACACUUCGGCGUCUCUCACAUGCUGGGUAUGGAUAUCUCGCCAUCCGGGGAAGCGCUGGCCAUAAUCGACACAGAUUGCUCUCUCCAGCUAUGGGGGUCUCCAGCAAAGAUCCAUUUUAAUGAAAUGAGCAAGGAAGUCGAAUUCGCCGAUGUCACCCCACGGCCGCCCCCUCUUGACUGGUCGUCAGACGUUCCUUUGAAUGUGAUCGGUAUGCCUUAUUACCAUGAACGGCUUCUCUCCGCGUGGCCAAGCCAUCUCUUAUUCGAGGUGGGUAGCCCACCAGCUCCUAUAGAUCCAUCUAUCAUACCAUAUCUGCGCUCUGGGGAGGUAGGACAAUAUGCGGCAAACCCGAAGAAAAUGAGAAGAUACCAGGUUGAGAAUACUCGCGCCCUGGCAUCGUCUGAAUCGGCUUUGAUUGCGCCGAAAUUCUUGAGUGAAAAGGCGAGAGAGCAGAGCAAGAAGUUGGAUGAUCCCAUUGGCGACGCCGCCGGCGCGCUCGCUGGUGCCAAGAUCAGCAAAGAAUCAGAGGACGAUCCGCUUUUGAAGUAUAGCAACGUUGAGAUCAAAUACAGUAGAUUUGGAGUGGAUGAUUUCGAUUUCAAGUAUGAGGUUUUUAGUUUAUGCUGGAUCUGGGCUAACGUCAACAGGUUCUAUAACCAAACAAGCUUCGCCGGGUUAGAAACGCAUAUCGCAAACUCCUUUACCAACUCCCUUCUUCAACUCUUCAAGUUCAUUCCGCUAAUACGGAACAUCGCUCUUCAUCACGCUGCGACUUCAUGUAUAGCCGAAAGCUGUCUGCUCUGCGAAAUGGGAUAUCUCUUUGAUAUGCUUGAAAAAGCCAACGGACAGAACUGCCAGGCUACAAAUCUACUCAAAACCUUCAGUAGCUUCCGUGAAGCCUCAAACCUUGGACUGUUGGAAGAGAACCUCACAAACAAGUCACUUUCGUCAGCGAUCCAGGCUGUGAACAGAUUCUUUCUUGGUCAGAUUGCGCAGGACUAUCGGAGGAUCGCCCCGAACUCGGAAGAUCUAGAUAUGAGGCUGGCUACCAUCGCGUCAGAGUCUAUUCGAUGCAUGUUUUGUCAGAACGAGAUUGUGAGGCCUGGAAAUACGCUUGUCAAUGAACUGGUGUAUCCGCCGAUUGACCAUAAGCAAGCUCGUAGGAACCCCACCUUGAGGUUCUCGAAUAUCUUGAGGGCGAGCAUUGAACGGGAGGCGCAGAAUCGGGGAUGGUGCCACAUCUGUCGGCGAUACCAACAGUCGGUUAUGCGGAAAACAGCACAUCGCAUGCCGCUGGUACUGAUGCUCAAUGCAGCAGUAAACAACCCUAUUUGCCGACGCCUCUGGACGGUUCCAGGGUGGCUGCCAGAAGAAAUUGGAAUCGUGCUCGAAGGCGGCCAGGUUCUCUGUUUCGAAGGGGAAGACCUCAGGAUGCGCAUACAGGGGCAAAUGCCUGGCCUGAUUGUCUAUGAUUUAGUCGGAUUGGUAGCAGAAGUUGACAUACCAGAGCACCAAAAAGCGCAUCUAGUAUCGUUCAUCAACGUCUCUGUCUCGUCCCGCGAACAGGAGCCGCGGAGUAAAUGGCACCUCUUCAACGAUUUCCUAGUCACAGAGGUGGACAAGGAUGAAGCUUUGCGGUUCAACCAACCAUGGAAGUCACCAUGCGUGCUGGCGUUCCAGGUUAAGGAUGCGCGACACGGGAUGGAUGAUAAUUGGAAGAAUUUCCUGGACACGACCCUGCUUUUCCGGGACUGGUCAUUAAAUAACGGACGCCCGGUUGAAUCUCGCGUCAUGCUUUCCGAGCAGGAAAAACCCACACCUGGGACACCGGUCGCUCUUGACACCGAAUUUGUCGACCUUGAAAAAGCGGAAAUCAACGUCAAAGCCGAUGGUUCGCAAGAAAUCGUGCGGCCGAACAAGAGUGGACUUGCCAGAGUAUCGGUCCUCCGAGGGUCAGGAGAGCAAGAAGGCGUCCCGUUCGUUGAUGACUACAUCUCUGUCAAAGAGCCUAUUGUUGAUUACGUUACGCAAUAUUCGGGUAUCAAACCGGGUGAUCUAGACCCGCGGACCAGCCCGCACAACAUUGUGCCACUCAAAGUUGCAUACAAGAAGCUUUGGCUACUUCUCAACCUCGGUUGCAUAUUUGUUGGCCACGGUCUAGCAUCAGAUUUCCGCAAAGUCAACAUCCAAGUUCCCAAAGAACAAACGGUGGACACGCAGUUCCUGUUCUUCCACCCUUCAAAGGUCCGACGUCUCAGUCUGAAGUAUCUAGCGUGGGCCGUGUUCAAGGAAUACAUCCAAGAAGAACCAGUAGACAACAACCAGGGUCAUGAUUCAAUCGAGGACGCACGCAUGGCUCUUCGUCUGUGGAAAAAGUUCCAGGAGUACCAAGACGCUGGGAUCGUGGGACAAAUCCUAGAAGAGAUCUUCCGCGAGGGGUCCAAGUUGGGAUUCAGACCUCCGCCUCGCAAUGGCGUCCCUACAGUCCUCUCUCGGCCUGGAACCGCCGUGACGAUGCAGAACAAUAGCGGCCGCAAUACGCCCAGUACGCCUGAUGCCAAUGCUGCGGCGAGUGCGCCAACAACACCACGCCAGGCAUUCCGGCGGUCGAUAGCCUUGACACCGAGCAAUGGCACAUUUUCAGGGCCUGGUUCGGGUGAGUUUUUCACUGGGAGCCCACUAAAGUAG